Trifolium pratense (red clover) is the source of this 3263-nucleotide messenger RNA. Its product is annotated as rop guanine nucleotide exchange factor 1. The record is from RefSeq and is a predicted model, not a curated record. The transcript is spliced from 5 exons. Gene Ontology annotation, molecular function: guanyl-nucleotide exchange factor activity. Lineage: Eukaryota; Viridiplantae; Streptophyta; Magnoliopsida; Fabales; Fabaceae. The coding region runs from base 1304 to 2974 and encodes 556 amino acids.
AUGUUUUUUAUUUUUUUAUUACUAUGUGCUGUCAAAAAAAAAUUAUGUGUCUAAUUAGAACAUAGAUUAAGGAGAUAAAUAUAGAAACCACAAAUAUUUAGAACAUACAUUAGCAUAGUAUUCAAUGUCACAUUAAAGUUUUUGUUGUAUUAUUAUGAGAACAUAUAUAUUUUAUGGGAAGUUGAUUAUUAUGUUAUAUACUUUUAUCUCUUUAGAAUCUGUUUGUGCACAGAAUAUAAAGAUAUGAUAAAUUUAUUGUAUUUUAUUUAAAUUCCUUAUUUGAUACAUUAACAUGAAAAAACAAACUUAACCUAUUAUGAAUUCUAUUUUAUUGACUCUUCUCCUACCUCCGAGCACUUCUUAGUUCAGGUAACUUUCAUCGAUUUGCAUAGUUUUUUGUCUUAUAGUAUUUUACUCAGUAAUAUAUUAGUGUAUGUUUGAUAUCACAAUUCAUGGAAUGAAGUCAUAAUAACAAUAAUUUGCAUGAAACCAUAAAACCAAACAAUAAUUUAUUAGGGUCUAGUACCUCUCCUAUUUCAAUUUUAUUUUGUUGACAAAAGUAGUACAUCUAUCUAUCCUAUUGUUUCUUAGCCUUUUUCUGUUUAUCAUCAUCAUCAUAAAAAUAACAGUGAUAAUAAUAAUAAAAUUAAAAACAAAAUAAUAAUGUAAUUUCGAUGAGAUUGGGCUCCCCUCCUUAACAUUCUCUUAUUAUUACACGGAUACCAAUGAACAGUUAACCGCCGUUUAGUUCUGUUAGUUCUUCCGAUCAAUUUCCCUCCAUCUUAACAUCAGAUCAACGGUUUCGCGCUCAAACAUGGCCCACAAAGCCACAACAAUCCAAUAACCCCAUUCCACGUCAUCGCCGAUUAGUGGACCCCACUGAAAAAGAGCGCGUCGGGUGCUCAGCCUUCGGUUACGGAAAGACAGUCCCUGCAAACGGCGUCUCUUUUAUUUACUUUGCCUCCAUCAAAUCAUCACUACCACUAUACACCAUAACACCACAACCCCACAACAGCAACAACACACACUAACACACACAAAUAAUAACAAACAAAGAAAAAGAAUAUGUGAGAGUGUAAUAAUAAUAAUAAGAAGAAGAAGUAGCUAUCUAUCUUCAUUCUUCACACACAGUGUGCUUUGUCUUUGUUCACUCACUUUACUUACCCUUUCAUUUUUCUCUCUCUUUAAUUUUAUUUUUAUAUUUUCGGUUACCAAUUAUUAUUAUUAUUAUUCAUAUUUUUACUAAAAAUGCGUGUUACCAAAUUAAGAUCUGUGUGAAAUAUUUGUGUUUGUGAAAGAAACAAUGGGAAGUGUUUCGUCGGAAGAAGAAGUUUCGGAGCGUUGUGGAAGUUAUAGUCUGAGUGCUGACAUCAGCGAAUCGGAGAGUUGUAGUAGUUUUUGCGGUCGUCGUUUUGAUGCCGAAGGAGCUUCAAGUUCCGCUAAUCUCUCGCCACGUCAGCUCGCCGCUCAUUUUAACCUACCGACGGCGGCGCAGGUCAUGCUUCCGGUUAUCGGUGGUAAAGAUGUUGCCGUUUGGGAUCAUAAACGUGAUCUGGAUUUGUCCGAAGUUGAAAUGAUGAAGGAACGGUUCGCUAAGCUGCUUUUAGGGGAAGACAUGUCUGGCGGUGGAAAGGGGGUUUGCACUGCGCUUGCAAUUUCUAACGCAAUCACGAAUCUCUCCGCGACAGUGUUUGGCGAGUUAUGGAGGUUAGAGCCACUAGCGCCACAGAAAAAAGCAAUGUGGCGAAGAGAAAUGGACUGGCUACUAUGUGUGAGUGAUUCGAUUGUCGAGUUGGUUCCUUCUGUGCAGCAGUUUCCAGGUGGUGGGACCUAUGAAGUGAUGGCAACACGGCCUCGUUCUGAUUUGCACAUCAACCUUCCUGCUUUGAAGAAGCUUGAUGGAAUGCUGCUAAGUAUGCUGGAUGGAUUUUGUGAUACACAGUUUUGGUAUGUUGAUAGAGGAAUUGUGUUGGGUGAUUCUAAGGAUUGUGAUGAGUGUGAUAGACCUUCUGUUAGGCAAGAAGAGAAAUGGUGGCUUCCUUCUCCCAAGCUUCCGCCAAAUGGGUUGUGUGAGGAUGAUAGGAAAAGGUUGCAGCAGUGUAGGGAUUGCACUAACCAGAUACUAAAGGCUGCCAUGGCAAUUAAUAGUUCUGUUCUUGCUGAAAUGGAAAUUCCUGCUGCCUAUGUUGAAUCCUUGCCCAGGAAUGGUAAGGCUUGUCUAGGAGAUAUAAUAUAUCGGUACAUAACUGCUACCCAGUUCUCGUCUGAAUGUCUCCUAGAUUGCCUGGAUCUAUCAUCUGAGCACCACACACAGGAUAUAGCUAAUAGAAUUGAAGCUGCUAUACAUGUAUGGAGAUUGAAAGACAAUAAGAAAGUUAAAAAUUCGGUGAAAGCCCGAAGGUCUUGGGGUGGAAAAGUAAAAAACCUUGUUGCUGACGGUGAUAAGAACCAUUUUCUUGCCCAACGGGCAGAGACACUACUGCAAAACUUGAAACAUCGAUUUCCUGGGCUCCCUCAAACAGCACUAGAUAUGGCCAAGAUACAAUAUAAUAAGGAUGUAGGGCAGUCUAUUCUUGAAAGUUAUUCCAGGGUGAUGGAGAGCUUGGCUUUUAACAUAAUGGCCAGGAUCGAUGACGUCCUUUAUGUAGACGAUGCUAUUAAACGAUGUGCAGCUGCAGAUUCUAUCUUGUUUGGUAGGGGAGGCUUUGGUGGUCGGCCUAUUCAGAAGCGAAUGUCUCCCAGUCCCUUCUCAAUUCAACACACCCCAUAUGCCUCUCCUUUUGGAACCGCAUCCUCCUCUCCUGCUAGCGGGAGCUCUUGCAGUCCAAGUAGAACACAUGCUGUCAAGAGGAAUUCCAAGGGAAAAGAUUCAAAGACGGGAAAGUUUUCCCCAGCUGAUUUUGAGAAAGUAUGGUCAUACACGGGAAACCUCAAUGUAAGAAGAGUUUCUGGCGAGGCUCCGGAAAGAAACUGAAUUCUAGUUCGAAUGAUCUAUUAACUUAGAUCCAUAGUGGGUCAUUAGUCAUCUUUCGAUUGUCUUCUAAAAGCACAGAUCAGGCUAAAGCCUUUGGUACAAUUCUCUGUAUAUGAGGGUAUAAUUUUUGUAUAUUCGUAGGCAGUAUUGUAUGAGUAGGUUUAUGAAGAAAAAUUAUGCCCUUGGAUCAUCAAUUAAAAAUGUCUCCUCUCAAGUAUAAAUUUCUGGAGGCUACCCACAAGUUGGUUUUUCUAUAAAACCAAACUCUAGGUAGAAUCCUUGCCCACAA